This is a messenger RNA of Anolis carolinensis (green anole), 4352 nucleotides long. Its product is annotated as coiled-coil domain-containing protein 39. Gene Ontology annotation, molecular function: single-stranded RNA binding. The coding region runs from base 927 to 1895 and encodes 322 amino acids. The record is from RefSeq and is a predicted model, not a curated record. Gene Ontology annotation, biological process: retrotransposition. Gene Ontology annotation, cellular component: ribonucleoprotein complex. NCBI's taxonomy places the organism in Eukaryota, Metazoa, Chordata, Lepidosauria, Squamata, Anolidae. The transcript is spliced from 2 exons.
GUGGCGGAUGGGAACAAAGAAGGAAUAAGAAUAAGAAGAACGAGAAACAAGGUAACCUCUCCUUUUCUAAGAGAGACAGAUAGAUAAAAGCAAAAUUAAAAUCAAAGAAAGAGGAGGAGGGCGAGGAAUGAGACGCGGACUCAUGCCGAAGAAAGAGAAUAAUAUUGGAAAUUGUGUUUUUUGGAAAUACUGUAACUGAACUAGAAUUGUUAAACGCUGGAAGCUCACUCACUCAGAAAUUGGAAACGCGCCAGGUUCCAUCGGCUGGAAGAGAGUGGGAGGCGGAGGAUCGACCUUGGGGCAAGAUUGUUUGGUCUAGCCGGACGAUUGCGUCAGCGAACUGAUUCCCGGAUGAAGGUGAGGGCGGAAGUGACCCAGCGGAAGGAGUAGCGGAAGGAGUUGCAGAGAGGGGAGACAAGAAGGGCCCCUGACAACACACCAUAGAGUCUGGAAGGUUAGAGUCGAAAGAGGAAUGGCGGGGGCGGUGGUGUGACAGAAGAGUACAUGGGUAAAAGAGGAGGAGAAGAGAGUCAGACACAGCAGCGGAGACUGAGGAAUCGAGAGGAGACGAGAGGAGAGCGGAGGAAGGAAGAAGGAGGGGUCGAACGUGGAAAGUAACGAGGAAGAGAAGUAGACGGAGAGACAGGAGACGCAGGAGGAGUGGAGAGGAAGUGAAAGAAGACGUGACGAGGACGAGAAGCAGACGUGCGACGGUGAGAGGCGAGGAGGGCGCGAAGCAAGACGUGAACCGGGCGGGCUGCGGAGAGAACGAAGAAGAGAAGCAGGGCAGCGGUGAGAGGGACGAGAAAUAAAGAACGAGGACGAGAAGCAGACGAACGGCAGAGAGAGGAAAAAGACGAGGACUUAAACCAUAUUGAGUUACGAGGAAUCCACAGUAAGUAAAGCCGGAAUAAAAACUACUGAAGAUGACUACCCCAAGGGCGAAGACAGAAGACAAGAGAACCACAGCAAGAAAGGGAUCAAUCUCGGAGGAGGUGAACCUUAAAGAUAUUUUGAAGGAACUCCAGGGAAUUGCUGAGAACCAAAAAACAUUUCAGGACCAACUGACUACACUGAAAAAAGACUUAGCAGAAGAAUUCACAGAAAUCAAAAAGGAAAUGAAAGGCUUGCAGGAAGAUAUUAAGGGCAUGAAAGAAGAUAACCAAAAAUUAGGAAAAGCACAAGGAAACCUUAAAACAAAACUAGAAAAACUAGAAGUGAAAAGCGCAAAACUAGAAGAAAGGCAAGAAAGAUUAGAAAGGAGAGAAUUGGAAUUCCAAGUGAGAAUAAGAAACAUAGUAGAAGAACCAGGAGAGAAUGUGAAGCAAAUAGUAACCCAGAUUUUAGCAGAUUUGCUACAAACACAGGACGAAGAAAUGGAAGAGAACAUAGAAAGAGCCUUCAGGGUAACAACGAAUUUUUCAAAGAAAAAUAAUGUAGCGAGAGAUGUGGUGGUCCAUUUUGAAAGAAGAAAGAUCAGAGAAGAAGUACUGAGAUUAAGCAAAAAGAAUACCAUCAGAUUUAAAGGAUUAAAGGUAACAAUCCUCAGGGAAUACCCGACUAGUACAAUGCAGAAAAGGAGGAAAUAUCUCUUCCUUACGGAGGAACUAAAAAAGAGGCACAUUAGGUUUAGGUGGGAAAGAAGAGAAGGAAUCAUGGCCACUUAUAAACAAGAACAACAUUGGAUAACAACAGAGGACAAGGCGAAAGACUUCUACAAACUAUUGAUGAAAGAAAAAACCAAACCAAACCCAAAUAUCAGCCCCUCGGAAGAAGAACUUGAGAGAGAUAAGAAAAGAGCCAGAGCCAUCUCCCCGGAAAACCACUCUAUUAAACCCGUCGUACAUCUCCCAAACUUGAUAGAUCUAGAGGAAAAAGAAUCAAAAGAAGACUAAGAAAAUAAUAUGGAAAUAAAAUGCCACUCAAACAACAUCAAUGGACUAAAUUCCCCUAAUAAAAGAAGCAGAUUAUUUAAUUAUUUAAAGAAGUCGCGAUUUGAUUUAAUAGCUUUACAAGAAACACACAUCUGCCAUAGACACGGUGAACUGUUAUCCCAUAAGGGUCUGGGGGCUGUAUUCUCAUCGACAGCCAAAGAGAAAAAAAAGGGGGUGGUGCUGUAUAUAAAUGAGAAGCUGAACCCGGAAUUGGCAUUCAAGGAUGAGGAUGGAAGAUGGGUGGGUGCAAAGAUCAGGACAGACAAUCAGACAAUUCUAAUCUGCAAUAUAUAUGCUCCGAAUGGUCCAAAAACAUCAUUCCUAGAAAAUCUAAAAAAGAAAAUAGAGGAACAAGAAUUUGACGAUCUAAUAAUACUGGGGGACUUUAACGGAAUAAUUGACCCUGAGAUAGAUAAAAAGGGAAGUUGUAUAGGUAAAGAGAAGAGGGUAGAAACACGGUCAGGCUUAUUACCUAAGAAAUUUGUGAAGGCAUUAGUAGACUGGGAAUUAAAAGAUGUGUGGAGGAUUCACCAUGGUGAACAAAAGGACUUCACUUAUUUUUCUAACAGACACAACACAUGGACGAGAAUAGACAUGGUCUGGAUGACCUCGCUACUAAGCCUCAAAGUGACAAAAAUAAACAUCUUGCCCCGGUACAUCUCAGACCACUGCCCAAUAGAAUUUACAAUUAAUAAGAAACAAAGAAAUUAUAACUGGAGAUUAAAUGCCAAUCUUAUUAAAACAGAAGGAGAUAUUUUAAGAAAUAAAAAAAUCCUCCAGGAAUACUUUGAAAUAAACAACACUGCGGAGGUACCCCCACAAACAAUUUGGGACGCGAGUAAAGCAUUUAUGCGCGGACAUUUCAUUCAACAAAACGCCAAGAAAAACAAAAUCAAGAAUAAAAUUAGAUCUAAUUUAAAGGAAGAAAUUAAACAAAAUGAAACCAAAUUAAAACAGGACCCGACUAAUGGCAAAGUAAAACAGGAAUUGGAAAUGCUGAAGAAACAAUUGACCUCGAUAGAUUUAGAAGAGAUGGCUAAUAAGUUAAAAUUUCUGAAACAGCAGUACUUUCAAAACGCCAACAAACCAGGAAAAUGGUUAGCCUGGCAAAUCAGAAAGAAAAAAAAGGAUAGGACAAUAACAGAAAUAAAUUCAGAUGGGAAGAGAUAUACAACAGAACCCGAGAUAGCGGCCCAUUUUAGCAAAUUCUACGGUAAGCUAUACGCCAAAGACAACAUCAAAAAGGACAAGGUAGGGGAAUUUCUUAGUAACCAAAAAUUACCUAAAAUAACAGAAAAACAGAGGGAAUUACUAAAUAAGGAAAUAACGGAAAUAGAAAUCCAAAAAGCAAUUAACAACAUGAAGAGUGACAGGGCACCAGGCCCUGAUGGUCUAAAUGGGCUAUACUACAAGACGUUCGUGGAAGAACUGAUCCCAUUCUUAAAGAAAAUCAUGAACGAAAUUUUAGAUAAUAAAAAGGUGCCAGAUUCAUGGCGCUAUGCUACAAUAACAGUUAUCCCAAAGGAAGGGCAAGAUUUAAGUUUAGUGAAGAAUUAUAGACCCAUAUCUCUGUUAAAUUCGGAUUACAAAAUUUUUUCAAAUAUACUAGCAGAAAGAUUGAAGGAGUUUUUGACCGAUUGGAUAGGGGAGGAUCAAACGGGUUUCCUGCCCAGAAGACAUAUGAGAGAUAACGUGAGGGAAAUCAUAAACAUAAUUGAAUAUUAUGAGGGUACAAAAAAGGAGGAAUUGGCACUUUUAGCGAUAGACAUGGAAAAAGCUUUCGACAAUCUAAAUUGGGACCUGAUUAAAUUGUUGAUAAAGGAAUUGGACAUGGGGUACAAAUUUACUAGCGCGAUUAGUCAAAUUUACGAUCAACAAGAAGCAAAAAUAAAAAUAAACUCUUUGGAAUCUAAGAACUUUAAAAUUCAGAAAGGAACGAGACAGGGAUGUCCUCUGUCCCCUCUCUUAUUUAUCUUUGCAAUAGAACUGUUACUAAACAAUAUUAGAAAUGAUCCCCAAUUAAAAGGAGCAAGUAUUAGAAAGCAUAAGUAUAAAAUUAGAGCAUUCGCCGACGAUUUGAUAUGUGUAAUAGAAGAACCAAUAAAAACAAUAAAUUGCUGGCUUGCCAAAUUUAAAGAAUUUGAGAGAGUAUCAGGAUUAAAAAUCAAUUUAGAUAAAACUAUGAUUUUAACAAAAAACAUGACGAAAACCAGACAAAAAGAAUUGACAGAACUAACAGGUAUCCAAGUUAAAAAAAAAAUCAAAUACUUGGGAAUAAUAUUAACUGCUAAAAACUCCCAGCUCCUAGAAAAUAAUUACGACUCCAAAUGGAAGGAAAUCAAAAAAGAUUUAGAAAAGUGGAAACACCUAAAAUUAUCAUUACUAGGGAGGGUAGCUGCAAUAAAAAUGACUAUAUUG